UAACGUCUGGGCUACCUGUGUGUAACUUGACGCUCCUCCCUGCAGCUGAUGGAAUUGAGCGCACUGUCCCUGUGGUAUUAGUGCGGUGUAGUCCACUAUUCCGCGGGUUCAGCGGUGUCAGCUGGAAUGAAGCUGUGUAACGUGUCGCACCUGACGGACUUCCAGACGCUCCACACGUUCUCCUCGUCAUCUCUGCAGAAGAUGGUGACUGGCGGCUAGUUCCAACUUCGGACUCCCUGUUUUUUUCUGUGGGCGAAGCGCACUCAGAUCAAUUGAGAGGCCCUGAAAUGACGGAAGUAGAGCCAGUGUUGGACUUUGCCUCCUCAGGGCGCUCGGGGAGGCGAAACGCUCUGCCUGAUAUUCUGGGCUCUCCAGCAGGUGUAAACCCUGGUGACCUGCCUCUUAAGCUGGCUGAGCUGUCCCUCAAAGAUGGUCCUGGAGGGGCCCAGUCACCCACAGUGGAGACUCCAGCACCGCCAGAGAGCUCAGAGGGCAAAGAGGGAUCAUAGGGACUUGUUUAUAUCCCUCCCCGUAGGCCUGCAGAGAUAACCUGAGGGAUAGGAUGAGGAGCUAUACAGGGGGUGACUUGUGGGAGAAAGAGCGAUGAUCUGUUAAAAGUCAGUCUGUGUGCGGAGCGACCGAGCCAUGCAGGGAGAGUGACGGUGCAACUGCCCAAGGGCUGGAGCCAGGAGCUUAGGACUGCUUGGCACUCAGCACCCUCUGAAAAGGGUCAGGCGUCACUUAGGCUACAAACCAGUGAGCGUGUGUGAGUUACACACUCACUACAGACACUACACUAAGAAUCGAAGGGACCAUGACAGAUUGUAUAUUGUACACAACUAUUUUUGUAUGAUUUAUUUGAAACAUAAGUCAAACUGUAUAAUUUCCUUGUAUU
This is a messenger RNA of Monopterus albus (swamp eel), 895 nucleotides long. RefSeq names its product protein kinase (cAMP-dependent, catalytic) inhibitor beta (gene pkib). The transcript has 3 exons. The record is from RefSeq and is a predicted model, not a curated record. Bases 288 to 509 code for a protein of 73 amino acids. Gene Ontology annotation, biological process: negative regulation of protein kinase activity. Lineage: Eukaryota; Metazoa; Chordata; Actinopteri; Synbranchiformes; Synbranchidae. Gene Ontology annotation, molecular function: cAMP-dependent protein kinase inhibitor activity.